AUGGUUGCGGGAGAGAAACUAAGACGUAGCCUUGCUUCUCGUCAGUCAUACAAAACUCCACCCGACCCUCCGUUAAAGAGAAGAAGGACGAUUAAUUCACUAACUCGUGAUAAUUUACUGCGCUACUGCUCCCCAGAGGUAAGAAGAAAUUCAAGCUUUUGCUCUCCAUCAAAAAGUAAUGUCACUUCUCCAUUCAUAAACUCUCCAAAUGUCCCUAAUUUGUCAAAGGAGGAUGUGCAGCUCGGGACAUUACUGGGUUUUGGAGGCUUUGGAUCGGUGUUUCAUGGGGUAUACAAGAAACGUGUCGUUGCAGUUAAAAUUUUACAUAAAAUCGGCAAAAACAAGACAGCGCAGUUUCAGAGUUACAAGGCUGAAUUGCGAAUUUUGUACUUUAAAAGUCCCUACGUGGUGAAGUCGCUGAACGCAACCCCUUUAGAUCGUUACGACGAAGGAGCUUGGGUUGUGAUGGAAUUCGUUGGUCACAGAAACCUGCAGCAGUUGCUGAACGACCCAGACGAACACAUGGAUCAAAGCAGACGACUGAAGUUUGCGCUGCAGAUUGCACAAGCUUUGCACUACGCUCACACCAACUGUGUCGUCCAUCUUGAUCUAAAACCGGCUAACAUCUUCCUCACGGGGAAUGACGACAUUAAACUCGGCGAUUUCGGCUGCUGCCAACAAAUCGACCUCGAAACGGGCAUUCCGAGCCCAUUGGACGAGAGGUCUAAUCUGACGGGAACUUUCGCCUACAGAGCACCAGAAUUACUGAAGGGACAUGCCCCGACAACCCAAGCCGAUAUUUAUUCCUUUGGAAUUACUUCAUGGCAAAUGUUCGCAAGAGAAAAUCCCUACGGAGACCAGAAUCAACACAUGGUGAUAUUCUGCGUUGUUUCACAGAACCUGCGACCCAGUCUUCCUGACGUUAAAGAUGACCCAUUCGAGAGCAUGUACCAAGAUCUUUACACUCAGUGUUGGCGAGCCUUGCCAGAGGACCGGCCCACGUCGGGCGAUCUGCUCAAUAUACUAAAACUGUCGAAGACCAUGGGCAUAUCCUCAAGCUACCAACAGCUGCAUGACAAACAGACCAACUCAUGUUUGACUGAUAUACAUCUGUAUUUGUAUUAUUCUGUCAUGGCGUGUUGUACCGAAUGA
Molecule: messenger RNA, 1152 nt
Organism: Gigantopelta aegis
Lineage: Eukaryota; Metazoa; Mollusca; Gastropoda; Neomphalida; Peltospiridae
Product: serine/threonine-protein kinase mos-like
Exons: 1
Coding region: 1-1152 (383 amino acids)
Biological process (GO): protein phosphorylation
Molecular function (GO): protein kinase activity; ATP binding
Source: RefSeq, a predicted model, not a curated record